AUAAUUGUUUAUUUUCUUAUUUCAUUAGACGUUUAUCGUAUCGGUACUAGAAAUAUUUAAAUUUAUCGAUUACAUAGCCAUAUUGAUUUUUAGUUCGAUCUAUACCGCAUUUAGCGCUGUUAUUGAACUUAUCGAUAUUGAGUUUCCAUUAUACUUCCGUGUGAUUGGACACUAUUAUUACAGGACUACCGGUUUUUAUUACAACAAGAAGUAAUUAUUUUUGUUGAAUAAAUAAAUCAAAACUAGUUAAUAACUAAAGUAAAAUUGAUUUAGUCCUUAGUAAAGAUAUAAAUAUAUUCCUAUAAAUAAUUCUAAUCUAAGAACGAACAAUCGUUCGAUAUUUAACUAGUAUUAGAUAUGGUGUUUUUCGUUCUUUGAAUGUGGCAUUCUUUAAUUUCUAUGAAUUUAGUGCAAAUACGGCUUGCAUCCUAAAGGAUAUCCUCUGGCAUCUGGUAGUAGACUAUCUAUGUGUAGUCAUAGUUAUGUCCUGUGUAUAUUGUGCCGCUGACAAUGACCAGGAGCGGUAGUGGCUGUGAUAAGUGAUUCUGUGUCCUUCCCUAUCGUGGUAAACGCGUAGUGGCAGUGGAGAAAGAUACUUCGUCAGUCGAGGAAAGAGUGCAACCCUUGAUGAUUCGUGUUUUACGUGGCGUGCAGAGUAGUCGGAGCUUACAAUUAUGAUUAAUAUAUCGGCCAAGUUGCACGACCUGUGUCGCCUUUGUUUAUCCACGAAAGAUGUCAAAACAUCCAUAUUUGAGGAGCAAGGCUUACAGCAAAAUCUCGCCGACAAGAUAUUAGCAUGCCUCGGUGUUGAGGUGAAAAAAGAUGAUUUUCUACCAUCUAAGUUAUGUACCCGAUGUACAUUCAAGUUAGAAUCACUAUACAAUUUUCGUGAGUGUGCACAAAAAUCAGAUAGCUUAUUUAAACGGUACCUGAGUUUCCCCCAUCGAUCAUCAAUCAAUGAUGUUCAGGUAAAUUCUUUCUCCACUGCCAAAAUAUCAGAUGUAAAUCCCGUACAAUCUUUUAUUGAAUUAAAUAAAACGUUAUUUAAUGAAGACCCAAAUUCUCCAGCCAGCAUUAAUCAAAACACAAUACCUCAAAUACAAACACACAGAUUAGAAUUGCGUACAAAUGAAGUGCUAGAAAAUGAUAAUAAUAAAUGUGAACCAGAAGAUGAUACGUGUUCGUACAGUUCAGAUCCAGAUAGACUCGAAAUAGAGGAUCGAGAUGAACAAGAUACCGAAGGUGAAGAAAAUGGCUAUGAUAUGACCAUGAAACGAAUUAAAAUGAACGAUAACUGUGAAGAUUCUAAACCAGAUACACCUCAUCAUAGUCCAGUUAAUAGGAUGGAUACACCAGAAAGCAAUUGUUCGGAUACUCAUAUCGAUCAAGAAACUACAAAAUUGUGGCAAGCCCUUGCAAAUACUAGAAAUUUGGAAGUAACACGAACAAAAGAAAAUAAUGUAAACAAUGGUUUUACCGGAGAAGCAACUAAUCUGCUUCGAUCUUUAAUCAAAAAUAGACAAAUUGGUAUUACUACUGUUGAUUCUAAUAAAUCGCCUACACAAAUAAGAUUUUAUAAGGACGCUCCAGGAACAAAUACUGAACAUUCUUUAGCUGAUUCUUCUGUACCUGGGGCGAAUUGUAUUACUACACCAUGCAUAGAAAAUAAAAUUACUUCUAUAGACAGUAAUCCAUCCAGUCCAGCUAGUACUGGACGAAAAGAAACUAAAGGUCGAAGAAAACAAAGUUAUCCAAGUAAGGCUCCAACAAGCCCAGACACUGCUAAUUAUCAACAUGAGUCUAGCGAAGAGCAAGCACAAGAUUUUACUGGAUGGUCAUAUAAAAUGAAAAUAAAAGUUGACGAUCAAAAACCACAAUUCGAUCAACAAAGUGGUAAUAAUACUAAAAAAAAUGAUAUGGCUUGUACUAAUUGUGGUACUAUGACUACAACGAUCUGGCGGAGAAAUAUGAAGGGUGAAAUGGUUUGUAAUGCGUGCGGACUUUAUUAUAAACUUCAUGGAGUUAAUCGUCCAGUUACCAUGCGAAGAGACACAAUACACACACGCAGACGCCGACCUAAAGGCGAAAAACAAACACGACAUAGAAAAAAAGGAGAUGCAGCAGUACCACCACAAUCUGAACAAUCUGAUUCUGAAAAAGUUAUGCUGGCGGCUUUGCGUCAAACAAUUCAGCCUCAUCUUCUAAUGGGAGGAUUACCACGUAUACCUGGUAGCCAUGGACCAUUUUCUACUACACUUAAUUUUCCAAUGAUGUCGGGUUAUGUACUACAUCCUGUGAAAACUGAAGCUCCAGAACAACAACAAUGUCUUUCGGUAAAGACUGAAGAAACGCAGGAAGGAGAUGAAGAAAAUGUUUCAGAUGUACCAUUAAAUUUGGUUGCGACAUCGUUAGCUGAAGAUACGCAGUGAGAAACUUUGUUCAAGACAUCGUACCUAGGUAUACAUACAAAAAGAAUUUCUAAACAGUAUGAUUGAUCCAAUAGUAUAGAAAUGUAAAAUGUGAUUGAAUUUGAUGUACAAAAGUGUAAAAUUCAAUCAAAUUUUACAAUUCAUUAAUGGUUAACGUAUUUAAUAAUUAUAUCUUCAAUCUCAUCUCUUCACUCUUUAUAUCUCGAAAAUUUGAGAUGAUAUACAGUUGAGGUAUUUUUUUCAGCUGUCAUCAGGCCCGUGGUACAGAACAUGUGAAAGGUAUUAUGAUAUUAAGCACACAGUAUUAAUUACAUGAUUACUCAAAAUGUACAUAUAUAUAUAUAUGCAUAUACAUAUUUGUGCAUGUGAAUAAGAAUAUUUUUAUACAAAAUUUUCUAUGCUUUCGACUGGAGAGCGAUGAGUGAUCAUUGUACAUAUGUGCAUAAAUUGUUCUUUCGAUGUGUAUGUACUUUUGCGUACAUGAAGCUAAUCGUUGUCUGUUUUAAAAGCAAGGAUAGAGCUCGAUUGCCAGUAAAAUAGUAAUAAACAGUGCUAGAUUACUGUGCAAGUAGUUUCAAAUGAAUAUAUUAUGAAGAAACUAAUUAAUGAAAUAAAAAAACUUAACGUUUUGUUCCACGGGCUUUUUUGGUCGCAAAUGACAUAAUAACCAAUAAUACUCUCGUUGUUUUAUAUACAAUAAGCUUUUUAUGAAAUGCCUCGUUAAAUUUUUCUAGUGUAUAAAAUUGUAUUUUUUAAUAUGCUUUAGUAAUGUAUAAGUAAGUACGUAUUUAAAAACGAUCGAAAAAAAUCUGAUAGUACAUGAAAGAAGCUAUUUGAAAUAUUUUGACAUUCAUUCGGAUAUUUAAAUUUAUCAAAUUACAUGUCAGUAUCGUGUUAAAUAUUACGCGUUAUUAGUUUACAUAGAAAUUUAUAUUUUCUAUUCUCUUAUAUCUUUUGUAAUUGAACAAAAAAUUAUAUAUAAAAUAUAAAACUUCUAUGUAAAUUUAUGCAAACACGAUACUGCAGACGUAAAUGUUAUUAAUAGUUUACUUCCUCAUUUUUACUUCCUAUGUCAAAACGCUUCUCAACUGCCACAGUACACAGUUGAAUCAAUUUGUACUUAACAAAGAAAAUAGUACACGACCAUAUAAGAUAAGAUUCUAAAAGCAAUAAGAACAUCCUAUGGAUGCGAUAUAGAUUGUUGUCUUACAAUAACAAUAACCUGUUAACAUGCUCUCUUUUUCUCGACAUUGAUCGAAAAUGUUCAAAAUCUUCGCGAAUUAAUAUAUGAAUAGCAUUCGUCUAUAUGUCGAAAAUUAAGAUUAAAUUUUAUUGCUCCACUAUUAAUAUGGCUUUUUAUAAAGAUUUAUCGAUUUUUAUAGCGUUUUUAUAGUUUUAUUUUAUUUUUUUUAUUUUAUUUUUUUAUUUUUAAAAUUUCUUUUUAAAUGUUUUCAUUAUUUUUAAUAAAUAGAAAGACAUAAGCAGUUUCUUGUAACACAGUAGAGAUGUUCGUAGUAUGGAAUAUUUUAAUAAUUUGCUCUUUCUAUUUUUUAAGAGUUAUUGCCGAUCUACUUUUUGCAAGAUUGUACAGAUAAGAUAUUAGCGACAGAUAUUAAGCUGUCUUUAAUAGAGCAUAAUAUUAUGGCCAAUGCAUCUACUUAUAUAUUGUUAUACUUGACAUCGUAUACCUAAACAACUUUGCCAAAAAUAGAUUUAGUCCGUGUAACAUAGAAUAUAGGUAAGAGAAUAUAACAAAAAUUAAUAUGUUAUUUCUCGUACUACAUAAAGUCACACAUAUACACUUUUAUAUUUCUUUUUGCGAGCUUUUUUUCAAUCUGCAAUAAUUCUUAAACUUAUGACAGAGCAAGAAAUAUAGCUGUAAUAGUAUGUGGAGCAAUUAGGUUUAGUAAUUAUCAAAGGAGCCUUAAAAACGCAUAAGCGUAUUACAAAUAUAUUCUAUAUAACACAUAGAUACAAAUAUAUUAGACCGAUACAAUAAUAAACGAUAGUACUACAUAAAUAAAGAUCAAAUACAUACAAAAGAUAUAUAAAACAUGCCCUUAACAAUAUAAACAGGUACAAGAAAUUUACAUCUUAAUAUAAUUUGUGUCAAUUUUUAGAAUAACUUUGAAAGGACAUGUCAAAGAAAACAAUUUGUGUAGUACUGUUGCAUAGUAAAUAAUAAAGCACAAAUAGUGCUAGUAUCGGAGAAAUAGAUACAAAUACUAAUAAGAAUCUUUUCCAAGUGAUCAGAAUCUUUGAUCACAGAAUCUCUUUCUGAAUGAUAUGUUUUCUUUUCUUUUUUUUUUUAUCAUAUUUAAUAUGCUUUUCGUGAAAACUAUUAAAGAAGUCACAUAUCUUUCAAAUGGAUCUUUUGUAUAUAUGUUACCAUGAAAGACUGAAAUUGUAGAAUAUCAAGGAUUAACAUGGUGGCUUGAUAUAUGUCUGAAAUAUUUGCUUAAUAUCCUUAUUUUUGAUUUACAUUGGUAAAUGUCGAUAUUCACGAUGCCCUAUUAGUAAGUAUUGAAUAAAAAUAUUUGUGUUACAUUUUUGGAUCAUACUUUAUUAUUAAAAAAAAAGAUUAUUAAUAAUAAACAUCAAUAAACUCCAUUAGAUCGUACCAAUUCUUGACGGCAUACACCGAUAAUGGUUCAAAUGUAUAAGAAUAUAUUUAAAUAUUCAGUCUUUCACUGACGUAUUUGAUAUGUGUUGGUAUUCACUAUGUGAAUCUUAAUAUUAUCCAAUUUUGGUCUUUAGCAGUAACAUAUAUACACAUUGUGAACAGACAUCUUUACAUAAUAUAUAUCAUAUAUUUAUAAAAGGAUUAUUAUGUCAUAUUAUAAGUAACACUAUAAGAUGUAAAUUUUCUGAAACAUUUGCCUAACAAAAAUUCACAAUAAAAAAUUGAAUUUUUAAAAAUUGAUUAUACAAUACCAAUUCUAAACAAAAAUAAGGUGCAAAAAUACUGAUAACUUAUAACAUAUAUUUAUAUAUAAAUUAAUAAAGCAAAUGUUUGAAAGAUAUGUGUCAACUUCUGGUUUUCAUAUUAAUGUGAAAAGUAAAGUUGAUAAAGAUCAGGAAUUGGAAUAUAUAUUGUCUAAGAUUCUAAGUAGCAUUUUUCAAAAUGUUACUAAGUAAUAAGGUUGAAUGGUGUACUAUAACAUUUUAAUUGUAUUAUAUUUUACAAGAAACAAUUUAUUUAUGGAUUAUACGAUAGAGUAACUUGAACAGGUAAACUGUUAAGCAUUUUUCAGUUACGUUUGGCUCAAAGUAACUCGUUCAAAAAGUAAUGAUCAUAUUUUUUGUACUAUUAUGAUCGUGUAGGAUAAAAAUUAGAAUUGUUCGAAGCUCUCUGCUAAACUCGAAAUUAGAAGAUAUUUUUUAUAAUUAGCAUGAAUGAAGAAUGAAGUAUUGCUAUUAUAUAAUCGAUAAAUUUAUUAGAUCUUAUUAAUAGUUGUCUUUUAAUUAAGACUUAGUUGUGGACCACCAUAGAUUCGAAUGGUUGGUUUUAAAGAUGAUAAUGCUGAGGCUUUAUAUAGAUAUUUUUAUAUAUCAGUAUUCUGCAAGUUUUGAUUUUAGUUCUUAAGAUUUUAAUCAACAUUACUUAAAAUGACCUUCAUAAGAAGAAUUGUCUUACUUAAUUAUUAGAUUAUUUAGUUAAUCUCCUUUCCCCUUGUUUUUGUACACCUAUUUUUAUAAAUUCCCUAAAUAUUAUUUAAACUAAUUUAUUGCAUUCAUUGUGUUUUGCAUCAAUAUUUGCAUAAGAUAUUUGGCAAUGAUUUUCUUAAUUUAUUGUUUUGACAUUGUACUUACAUUUUAUUAGAUACAAGCUUCUUUUUUAACAGUUAAUAUGUACGAUCAGGCACUGCGCAAAUGAUCAUUCCCCCUUUUUUCUUUUCUUUUUGCAAAUCAAGUAAUCUAUUAUGUACAGUUAUGCAGAUGGUCAAUGCUUUAGGUGCCUUCUCACCUAGACCUUCUAUAUAUAUCCAUUUAUAGCGAUGACAUAUUUACACGAAUGAUAUAUGUACAUGCGUAUUUUCUCCAAAAAAUGUUACAUUGUUGACUAUUAAUAUUUGAAACAGUAUGAUCAGAGGAAAAAUGUUUUCUAGAAACGUGUCAAGAGUAUGAAUGCACGUUUAUUUUUAACUUUUAAUUUGGUUUACAUUGAAAAAUAUUGAUAUAAUUAAUUGCUAGAGUGCCUGAAUGGUCUCGGUUUAGGGAUAUCUAUAAUGAAGAUGUGUAUACGACAGCUUCUAAAAACAAUUGUAUACUUAUCGAAGAGGGGUUUUUGCGUAACGAUUAAAAUAUUAUUACAAAAAAAUUUACUAUUUGCUAAUCACAUAGCACUGUUCCGUCCAUCUGCAUAUUUUUGUUUUGUCUGCAGUAGAAAUUUUAAGUCAUGUCUACACACAUGUCUAAUUUAAUUCAUAAGUAUAAUUAUUCUCAUUAGAAACAUUCGAAACGCUAAAACCCCUUUCCCAUUGUACAUGAGUAUUAAUCUGAACUAAUCGACUGAGUAUUAUUUUUAUAUAGAACAUAAUGUUAUAAUGAAUAAUAAGGCAAAUUAAAAAAAUCAUGAAAAUUAUGCGAUGGGUAUAUAAAUGCCAACAACAAAAAGAAAAAAUAGUAUGUAUGAAAGUGUAAUAGAAAAGGAAAAGUGUAAUACAUUCAAGCAGCGUGUAUUCACCUUAUUCCAAUUUUUUAGUGACUGAUGACUAUGAGUGCCCUGGCAUAUUUUAUAUACAAAACAUUAAAAAAUACCAUAGCGUUAUGAAGCUUUGAUCAAUAAAGUACUAACUUAUUUCAACAAAGCACAUGAUGACAUAUCACUGUGCAUAGCGAUAUAUGCAAAAUAAUAAUAGCAAAAAUUUAAUUUUUUAUCCACAAUUUACGCGAUAAGUUGAUUCAGGCUUAGGCCAGCAGCUGUUGAGAUUAUUCAAGGUUGUGUGUAUUAUUAUAAGUAUUUUGAAUUGUUGAAUAGUAAUAAUGUAAGCGACAGUUUGUAUGGUACAAUGCAUCCUACUUAAACUGUGCCCUCUUGCAGCAUAAGAUGAAACAUCGACUGUACAAUUGUCUGAGCUAUACACUUCAAAUCUUUUUAUCAAAUCUGCCCUUAUUAUGAUUGAUCGCUCCAUUUAUUUCUUUUCCAUUUCCUAUUUGCUAUUUUUUAUCCGUUUUUCUUUUCAUUUGUUUUUACUCUCCUUUCUAUUUUUCUUUAUUCUGAUAGACUUUUAUUUUUUAAACUCUGUAUAAAAUUAUUCUAAAAAUAUCUCUGUUAAAUUUUUUAAAGCUAAUUAUUGGGCUGCUGUAAUGUAAUUUGUUAUACGUUAGUUUUUAAGGAUCUUUUUAAUCGAAAUAUAAAAAUUUGACCAUGAAUCAUUAUUAUACAUAUUAAAAGUUAAUAUCAUUAUCAUAUAAUGAUUUAAGAAAGAAAAAAAAGAAAAAAAAUAAUCAUAACUAUUAUUUCCAGUCGAACUAGAAAUCGCCUAAUUACUAUAAUUUACAUUAACGUAAAGCAAAGCUACCUAUUACAUUGUCAUUCAUACUUUUUACAUUCGAUCGAUUUUUGUAUGAAUGUAUAAAAGCAGUCCAUAAGAAAACGCAUGUAGAAAUGUGUAAUGAAACAAUGGAAAUGCAUAUUUAAAUAUACAUUUGCUACCCUUUCUAUGAUCGGUACGAUCCACAAAACUGAUAUACGACGAUGAUUAUAUAAUAUAUAGAAAAUUGAAAAGAUUUUUACAUUAUCGAGGGGGCAUCUUGUACAAGGGCAUUGUUGUGAUACCAUAAGUACAGCUUCAUUGAAACUUAAAUAAAAAAGAAAAAAAAAAA
Molecule: messenger RNA, 8258 nt
Organism: Polistes canadensis
Lineage: Eukaryota; Metazoa; Arthropoda; Insecta; Hymenoptera; Vespidae
Product: GATA zinc finger domain-containing protein 21-like
Exons: 8
Coding region: 675-2429 (584 amino acids)
Biological process (GO): positive regulation of transcription by RNA polymerase II; cell fate commitment; negative regulation of transcription by RNA polymerase II
Cellular component (GO): nucleus
Molecular function (GO): DNA-binding transcription factor activity, RNA polymerase II-specific; RNA polymerase II cis-regulatory region sequence-specific DNA binding; zinc ion binding
Source: RefSeq, a predicted model, not a curated record